Candida albicans SC5314 is the source of this 1305-nucleotide messenger RNA. RefSeq lists its product as uncharacterized. Gene Ontology annotation, molecular function: hydrolase activity, acting on carbon-nitrogen (but not peptide) bonds, in linear amidines. The record is from RefSeq and is a predicted model, not a curated record. NCBI's taxonomy places the organism in Eukaryota, Fungi, Ascomycota, Pichiomycetes, Serinales, Debaryomycetaceae. The transcript has a single exon. Bases 1 to 1305 code for a protein of 434 amino acids.
AUGACAAAUUCGAUUGACUCUUUAACAAUUAAACAAGGAAGGUUAAUAGAAACCAUCCAUGAGACUGCCAAUUGGGGAGCUAAAGGUGUUUGGGGACUUGAAUCAACCCAAACAGGUGUUUGUCGAUUAGCUUUAUCUGAUUUAGAUAAAAAAGUUAGAGAUUGGUUUGUUCAAGAAACUGAAAAAUUGGGAUGUCAAGUGAAAAUCGAUGAAAUGGGGAAUAUUUUUGCCAUUUAUCCAGGUAAAAACCAAGGUCCGCCAAUUGGAAUUGGUUCACAUUUAGAUACUCAACCUAAUGGUGGUAGGUAUGAUGGGAUUUUGGGUGUUUUGCUGGGGUUAGAAGUAUUGAGAACUUUAAAAGAUAAUAAUUAUACCCCCAACUAUCCUAUUGCCGUAAUUGAUUGGACUAAUGAAGAAGGUGCAAGAUUCCCAACAAGUAUGAUAUCUUCAGGGGUUUGGGCUGGGAAAAUCCCGUUGGAAACUGCAUGGUCGCUCAAAUCAUUAGAUGUCAACCCAGUGUCAAUGAAACACGAAUUAGAAAGAAUUGGUUACAAUGGGGAUGUUAAAGCAUCGUAUUUGGAAAAUCCAUUGGCUUGUCAUUUUGAACUUCAUAUUGAACAAGGGCCAGUGUUGGAAAAUGAAAAGAAAAAAAUUGGUGUAGUGACUGGUGUUCAAGCAUUUGAAUGGAAUUUGGUAACUGUAACUGGUAAAUCUUCUCAUGCCGGUACUACUCCUAUGAAUACUAGAUCAGAUGCUAUAAUGAUGGCAUCCAAAAUCAUAUUAAUGGCCAUAGAAGUUGCUUCUCGAGAAGGUGGGUUGGCUACAGUGGGGACAUUGGAUUUGGAACCUAGAUCAGUUAAUGUAAUUCCUAAUAUUGUUAAAUUUUCUUUAGAUGUUAGACAUGUUAAAGAUGAUAAAUUGGAGAAAAUAAUGAAUGAAAUCAAAACUAAAGCAGCUGAAAUUGCUCAAACCAAUAUAAAUUCUUCUUUUGCUAAACCAUUAACUGUUGAAUUUCAAAACUUGAUCACUUCACCAGCAAUCAACUUUAAUCAAACAAAUAUCGAUACGGUUCGGAAAUCUGCUUUGCAACUUUUCAAAGAAAAUGAAAUUAGAGAUAUUGUUAGUGGUGCAGGACAUGAUUCUUGUUUCACUAGUUCUAGAGUUCCUACAUCAAUGAUCUUCAUUCCUUCUAAAGAUGGGGUUUCUCAUACUCCCGAGGAAUAUUCUUCACCGGAAGAAGUUGAAAAUGGAUUUCAAGUAUUACUAAGAUCAGUUUUAUUGUAUGAUGAAAUGAGAGGAAAAUAA